UUUGCUGCUGAGGGAAAAGCAGAGUUAUUAGGAAGCAGAAAAUGGGACCGGCUGCCACCUCGCUCGCUCUCCUGUGUUUAUGUUCUCUGGGUGCGAGUGUUCCUACGGGGACGUCCGACGCUGCACCAACACAGGCUUCUCUGCCAGAGGUGAAGAAAGCAAGAGGGGAUGUUCCAGACAUUCUUCCAGAGCCUGAACCAGAGCCGACCAGCCCAGUGUCAGACUUUGAAAACUCAUACAACUACGUCUUAUCCAGACUGGCCGGUAUGGACCAGGCGAUCCACAAGCUGAAUGUUGGUCACUACACUCUGGAUGUUAAAGUCAGUCAGCUGAUGGACCGUCUGUCCAGGAUGGAUGCUAAAGUCGGGGAGCUGGAGGACAGCAUCCGGGAGGUCUACCAGCACAGCAAGAACAACCGCAAGGAGAUUGGAAGACUGGAAGGUUGUGAAAAGGGGCGCAGGAUGGGAUACAAAUGUUAUCUAGUGUACAACAGCUAUGAGGAUUACGCUGGAGCGUCCAGAAAGUGUUUGGAGCGCGGCGGCCGCAUGGCAAUGCCCCGUGACCGCAAGGAGCAGGAGGCACUGGCCGACUACGUCAAGUCUUUCUUCCACCCGGGGAACUGGCCCGUCUGGCUGGGCAUUAACGACCUGCGAUCUGAGGGCAUGUACCUUUUUGAAGAUGGGACGCGAGUCUCGUACUUCCAGUGGCGCAAGCACUUCCUGUCCAGCCAGCCGGACGGGGGCAGGCGGGAGAACUGUGUGGCGAUGUCGUCAGACGACGGCGACUGGUGGGACCACUACUGUGAUCGGACCAUGAACUAUCUCUGCGAGUUCGAUGACAGGGUGGCGCUUUAAAAUUAACACUUUCCACGGUAGCUUCACUCUCCCACCACUUUACUACUUUCUUAAGCUUUGACCUCCAGUUGUUUAUGAUUAUAAAUAAAAGUCCAGUAUAUUUUCAAAUAACUUAUUUCCCUUUAAAAGACACUUUAAACAUACCUGGAUUGGUUGCUUUCAAAGGUGAAGAAGUCUUUCUUUCUCAAUUAGAAACCAACUGUUUUAAUAUAAAUAGCCAGUAUAAUUUAAUUUGAAUAUACAAUUCGUGUAGCAUUGUUUAAGUAUCAAUAUAUAAUAUUUCACAGAAUUUUAGGUUUUUAAGGUGAAACUUGUGUCUCACAUGCGCACAAAUGUAUGUAUUACUAUUUAACUUCUGAAAGUACAGAAUAACACUUUAUCAGAUUAUGUUACUAAUAUAAAUAUUGUAUUAUUCAUGCAGCUGCAGUGAUAUGAAUGUAAGCCAGUCAGGACUCUGCUGUGAUUUCAUGCACAGAAUUCUAAAUAUUUGUACAAAGUUUCCAAAAAAAAAAAAAAAGGG
Messenger RNA from Seriola dumerili (greater amberjack), 1374 nucleotides. It is a transcript of the gene clec11a, whose product is annotated as C-type lectin domain containing 11A. The transcript has 5 exons. Lineage: Eukaryota; Metazoa; Chordata; Actinopteri; Carangiformes; Carangidae. Bases 42 to 854 code for a protein of 270 amino acids. The record is from RefSeq and is a predicted model, not a curated record.